AUGGGGCAAAGUUCUAAAAGCAUCCCACUCCCAACAUUAGCAGUCUCAACUGAAAGUGAGAAGAAGAGGCAAGAUGACAAAGAGGUGUUUGGGAGCAUUCUGAGUAACCUAGAGAAAGGAGGAGGAUUACCCGAGUCUGGGGUUGUGAACCAACCACUACUUACGGAGGAGGUGACGGUGGAAGAGACAGAGGAAGUGGUGGAAGAGAAGACAAGGAGAAGUACUCUGGCCAUAAUGGAUCCUGAGGAAACUACGCAAGUAAAAUCCUAUGAAGGACCCAUUAGAGUCACGUUGGAGGAAGUUGCGGCAGAGAUGCAACCAGAGGUGGUUGAGGAGAACAAGAAGAAAAAGAAGAGCAAAGGAAAGAAGGUUGGAGAAGAUGAACCAUCCCGUCAUCACAAAGCAGAGAAGAAAAUCAAAGAGAAGAAGGAUGAAGAAGAUGAGGAGCCAAUCUAA
Messenger RNA from Benincasa hispida (wax gourd), 456 nucleotides. Lineage: Eukaryota; Viridiplantae; Streptophyta; Magnoliopsida; Cucurbitales; Cucurbitaceae. The record is from RefSeq and is a predicted model, not a curated record.